AUGGCUGAAGCACCCGAAACAUCAGUCGGGGAGAUCAGUCUCACUAUCCACUUGCCUGCGUGCGCAGAGGCCGGCAUCGAUUUCAUCGAAUCGGUCCACUCUCGCUUGGACUCGAUCGGUGACGUCAAAGAGACCUUGGCUGCAACUUCUCAAUUGAACCAGCUUACAAACUACGAUCUCGUAUAUGAGGGUGCCAAAAUCACCGAAUUGUACGACGACCUUACCCCCUUGGAUGAAUUUUUGCCCCAAGAUGCUACCAAAGCUUCUCUCCGAAUGGUGGAGAGACCAUACAACUUGAAAGCUGUGUACGAGCACCUCAUUAGAUUUAGAGAGAACAUUGGAUUGAACUUCUUGGACUUUGCCAACAAGUCUUUUGGUGUUGGUGUAGGUGGCAGUAGACUCAGUUCUUUGGGUUUGAAGAACCUUGAGGCUGAAGAGGAAGAAGCUUCGGUUGAAAAUGAAUCCAAGGCUGAGACUCCAUCCUCAGAAGAGGAGACCGCACAGCAAGAGGAAUUGAUUUCUGAAGAGGAUGCUGCUGUUGUAAAAGAUAAAUUCGCUGCAUUUUUCAAGGAAAGCUCUGCAUCUUCUUCGGGUGCUCUGUCCAUCUUGAGCAAGUGGGCGCUCCCCAUUAGAUCUCUUACUUUGAGUCAGUGGAAUCCUGUUCCUCCCCCUCAAAAGCUCAAGGGUGACUUGUUGUACUUGACCUUGACCACCUUGGAAAAUGAAGCUUUUGCUAUCACUUGUCAUGCCUCUGGUUUCUUCGUCAGUAGAAUUUCUGGAACAAACUUCAACCCUGUUCUCAAGAUCAACGAAAAGGGCGUUUCCCACAAGAACUUUAUUUUGUUCAAAUUGGUUGCUUCGUUGUCUUCCAAAUUCUCUGAAACUCUUACAAACAACAAGGCUGCCUUGAUUGAAGCUUCCCAAUUCCCAGAGUCGUAUCUCAUUCCCUCUCAGGUUGUUACAAACUUCCCAUGGGCAGUCUCCGAAGCGCAAUUGCAGGAACAGACAGUUCCAGACUACUCCCGUAGUCAACUCUCUGCUUUGACAAAUGGCACCGACGGCGCUGACCUUGUGAAAGAUUGGAACGAGGAGUUCCAGGGUCUCAAAGAAUUUCCUCGUGAGUCUUUCUCCGAGAGAUUGAUGAGAGAUAAGCUUCUCAACAAAUACAUUCAAGAGUUCAAUCAAACUGCCACCUCAACUGCUCUCGAAAUCAUCAAGGGGAACUUGUCUCCGCUUAAUCCAAACGAAGAGCUGAAGAAACACAUCUACUUGAGAAAUAACAUUUUCUACAGUUUUGGUGUCAACGCUACUGGCUCUCACGAUUUCACUGGUGGUGAUGAAGCCGCUAGAUACUGUUUUGGUAAGGAUUUGAACUCCAUCAAACUUAUGAACAGAGUUGAUGCUGGCGGUGCAUGCUCCCUUCUUACAUGUGUUGUUGACUACUUGGGCCAACGUGUGGUUUGCCAGGCUCCUGUCCCAGGUAUUUUCAGCGAGCAGGUCGACAAAAGCGGUGAGCCAAUCGAUAAAGUCUCUUACGGAUACUUCCUCGAGAAGGAUGAAAUUAAGGUUGACAAAUCAAUGGAAGAAGCAAUCAAACCAAUUGCCGAGGCUUUCCACUUGAAACCUCACACCUUGAAAUUAGAGACGGGCGCUUCUACUCCAGAGGGUACCAAGUUAAUCGUAUCCAAAGACACCAAAGGAAUUAAGGGUUCUGAUGGAAGAGACUACGUGAUCGAUAUGUACAGAACUGCUCCACUUGAUAUUGCUUUCUUAGAUGCUCACUACGACGAGACCUCAGAAUCCUCUUAUCCUCACAAGGAAGCUUCUAUCAGACAUGAAGCUGUUGAAGAAUGGUACAAGAGAAAGGCUGCUGCUCUUUUCAAAUUGAAGACCGAAGAGUUAGAGAAGGAGGGUGCUCUUGAGAAAGAAGAUGGAGAGGAGAAGCCUCAAAUUGCCAUUCCAUUCGAUGAGAUUGUAUUCAAUCCUGAUUCCUUCUGUGGAGUUGAUGACUCUGAAGAGGACAAGGAGGUUGUCCGGGAAAUUGGUGCUCUUGUCACUGAACACUUGAUUUCUGAGCGUUUGGAAGAUAUUUCGAGAAACAUCGUUCCAGUUGAUGGAACGCAGUUGACCGAAUACUUGCAUAGACAUGGUGUUAAUAUGAGAUAUUUGGGUACGAUCGCCAAAAGGGCUUUGCAAACUGCACAGGAAUUUAAGGACAAGCUUGACAAAGAUGUUGCUGAGAAUGAGAAGAAAACCGCAGACUUCAUUGAACAGCAAAAGAAGAAACAAGCUGAAAAAGAAGCUGAGAAACAAUCCGCCCUGGAAGAGACCGCUGAGACCAAACAGGAUGGUGAAACAAAUGACAAGGAGGAUAAAGUAGAAGAGAAGACUAAUGCAGAAUUAUACCCUGUUGCAGCCAACAUGAAUGUGCUUUACACUUUGGCUGUUCAGGAAAUGAUCGUCAGAUCCGUGAAGCAUGUUUUGAGAAAAGAAGGUGAAGGCGUUCCUUUGCUUUUGAAACCCCAUUUUGUUUCUCACUUCCACAAUUGCUUGUUGGGUGCUGACGUGAACGCUGCCCCUGAGGUUUCUGUGAGCUCUGAUUUGAAGCCACUUUUCACUAACAAGGAAACUCAAUUCACUCAAUUGACAACUCAAAAGGUUAAGGAACUCGUUGAGCAUGAAGUCAAGAUCAGAUUCAGAUACGAAUUGUCUGAAUCUUGGUUGGAGGACUUGAGAAAACCUCAAAUUUUGCGCGAAAUUGCGUUGAAAUUCGGUAUUCAAUGGAAGUCCCAGGAGUACUUCUUCGAGAAAGAAGCAUUUGAGGAAGCACAUGCCUCCGUUACUAAGCCUCAGGAGGAGCCUUCAAUCAAGGGUAAGAAGAAGAAGGUGCAGGCUCAGACACCUGCUAUUGUUGUUCGUACAACCACUUUCGUUCCUGAAGAUAUUGUCUCUUUUGUUCCUGUCGUUAAGGAUUCUUCUUACCGUUGUGCUCUCGUUGAUGAGGUCUUUGAGAGCGCUAGACAACAACUCCAACAGGAGGACAAAGAAAUUGGAUUGAGUCUUUGUACAGAGUUGGUUGGUUUCUACCAACAAAUCUACGGAAGCGUUCAUCUUGAGACAGCUGAAGUUUACAGCGCAUUGGCUCAGUUGUAUGGUGACUGUGGUAUGUUCUCUGAGGCAUGUAUUCUCAGCAGAAAAGCCAUUAUCUUGUACGAGAGAUUGAGGGGUAUUGACAGUUACGAAACUGCUAACGCCUACAUCAAGACAUCUUUGUUCGAGGUUCUCCGCAAGAAUUCAUACAAUGGCUUCUUGUUGAACGCAGAGGCUUUCAACAUUUGGUCCCGUAUCUACGGAAAGGAUCAUCCAAAUGUUCUCAACAUUUUCUCCAACUGCGCUGUUAUGUUGGAUGCAUUCAAAUUUGGAGAUGAAUCGCAGGCAAUCCAAGAGAAGGCGUUGGAAACCUCCAUCAGACUCAACGGUGAGCUUUCAGACAUCACUUGUAUCUUUAGAUUCCGCUGCGCUGUAGGAUUGUACCAGAAAGCGAAGUAUGCAGAGGCAUUGGACCAUUUCACCAUUGCUGCUUCGAAUUUUGCUAAGGUGUUAGGGCCUGAGGACAAACUCACGAAAGAGAGCGUCACAUUUGCUUCAUCCAUUCGUAGAUUCCUUGAGUACACUCAGCAAGAGCAACAAAAAGCCUUGGCUGCCAAAAAGGCUGCCGCUGCUGCUCAAGCCCCCAAAAAGGCUGCCGCUCCAAAGCCAAAAGGUGCUAAACGCGGAAAGAAAAGCAAGAGCGCAGCAAUUGUAAACUCUGACAUCGGAAGCAAAUCCGUGGAAGAGAUAUUGCAGUUUGUUGAGGGCGCUUCAUCCAAAAAGGACAAGAAAAAACAGUGA
This is a messenger RNA of Australozyma saopauloensis, 3891 nucleotides long. Its product is annotated as translation initiation factor 3 subunit. The coding region runs from base 1 to 3891 and encodes 1296 amino acids. Gene Ontology annotation, biological process: intracellular distribution of mitochondria. The transcript has a single exon. Gene Ontology annotation, molecular function: mRNA binding; protein binding. Gene Ontology annotation, cellular component: cytoplasm. NCBI's taxonomy places the organism in Eukaryota, Fungi, Ascomycota, Pichiomycetes, Serinales, Metschnikowiaceae. The record is from RefSeq and is a predicted model, not a curated record.